Thunnus maccoyii (southern bluefin tuna) is the source of this 5878-nucleotide messenger RNA. RefSeq lists its product as uncharacterized. Gene Ontology annotation, molecular function: zinc ion binding; nucleic acid binding. Gene Ontology annotation, biological process: DNA integration. NCBI's taxonomy places the organism in Eukaryota, Metazoa, Chordata, Actinopteri, Scombriformes, Scombridae. The record is from RefSeq and is a predicted model, not a curated record. The transcript has 2 exons. The coding region runs from base 9 to 5441 and encodes 1810 amino acids.
AAAACAUUAUGAAAAUAGUCUAUGAACGCUUAUCAGCAAUAGAUGGCUAUUUUGAUGCAGAGCGUGAAAGACACCAGCUCCAUCAGCUACUAGCCCAUGACUAUGCUUACUCCAUAUAUGGUACUGCCUCUCUGUCAGGUGCCAGUCACCACUCUGAAUCAACAAGCAUAGCUGCAAAAAGGGCUGAUGCAGUUGCGGAGCUAGCUGCAAGGGAGGCUCAAUACAAAGUAAUGCAAGAAGAAAGAAAGCAAAAGGAAAAAAUAAGAAUAAUGGAGGAGCACCAUAGGAAGGAAUUAGACAUGCAGAGGUCUGAAUUAGAGCGUCUACAAGCAGAAAGGGACAUGGAGGCAGCUCGUGCCAGACUGGAUAUCUAUGACAGAGAAAUUAAACAGAGCCCCCCUGUAUACCACCAAAACCCUCACACUGUCGCACCAGCAUCCCCUACAGACGUGUCCUAUCUGGCCCAAGCAAUUCAAGACAGCAUAGCCAUAAACAGACUCCCGAUGCCAAUGCCCACAGUGUUUAGUGGAGAUCCAAUCCACUACAUUGAAUGGAAGGCUUCAUUCAAGUCACUUGUAGACAGAAAAGGUAUUUCUUCAGCUGAUAAACUUUAUUACCUGAAGAAGCAUGUCAGUGGCCCCACUCACAAAUGUCUUGAAGGCACCUUUUAUCGAAACGAUGAUGAGGCAUACAGAGAUGCAUGGAAUAAGCUCAACCAACGCUACGGUCAGCCAUUUGUCAUCCAACGAGCUUUCAGGGACAAGCUGGCAAAAUGGCCAAAAAUACAGUCUAAGGAUGCAGAAGGAUUAAGAACAUUCUCAGACUUCCUAAAUGCCUGCCUGCAAGCCAUGCCUCAUGUGAAGGGUCUAGAAAUAUUAAGUGACUGUGAAGAAAACCAAAAGCUGAUACAGAAAGUUCCUGACUGGUUAGCAUCCCGUUGGAAUCGUCAGGUCACAACAGCCCUCAUGGGAGGUAAGGAGUUUCCCACCUUUGAGGAUUUCGCUAACUUUGUCUCAGUAGAAGCAGAGAUAGCAUGCAAUCCAGUCACUUCCCUACAUGCUCUUCACUCUUCUAACUCAUUCCAGGACAAAAGAAACACAAAGGAAGUAAAGGGAAGCAAAGCCAAUGUCUUCAACACUCAAACUGCCAUAAACAGUGUUAAAUCAGUAUCAAGCAGUGGAAAAUCAAGAAUCCCCUGCAUGUGGUGCAAAGAUGACAAGCAUCAACUCCCAAAGUGCGCAGACUUUAUGGAAAAGUCUCUGGAGGAGCGGCGAAAACAUGUGAAGGACAAUAAGCUGUGUUACGGAUGUGUGAAACCCGGUCACACUGGCAAGGAAUGUCGUCACCGCCACACUUGUGAUAUAUGCAAGGGAAGACAUCCUACCUGUCUCCAUGAUGAGAACUACAGAGGACGUGAAGGUAGAGAAGGGCUUGUAGCUAAUGUGAACACAGCUUCAAACAUAGUAAACGAAACCACAGCAGCCAUGGCACUCAAUGUCACUAGAGGGGGUCAGUCAUGCAGCACUUCCAUGAUCGUCCCUGUAUGGGUGUCCUCUGCUACAAACCCAUCUAAGGAACAGCUUGUCUAUGCAUUAUUAGACACUCAAAGUGACAGCACCUUUAUUGACAAUGGAAUAAGUAAUGAAUUACAAACAGAUUCCCACCCGGUGAAACUGAAACUUACCACUAUGCCCGGAGAGAGCAUGAUCAUGAAGAGUCAAAGGGUGGCUGGACUCCGUGUGAGAGGCUACAACUCAUGCUUUCACAUCGACCUUCCUCCUUCAUAUACAAAAGACUGCAUUCCUGGGAACCGUGACCAUAUACCCACUCAUGAAACAGCAAAGAGAUGGCCUCACUUAACAGCAAUCACCGAUAAGGUGCCACCUCUCCUUAGCUGUGAUGUAGGACUCCUAAUUGGAUACAACUGUCCCAGAGCACUAACCCCCAGACAGGUAUUAACAGGAAAAGACAACGAGCCCUAUGCCAUUCUUACAGAUUUGGGGUGGAGCAUUGUUGGCUGCUCAACACCAUGCGUUGAUGAAACAGACUCUAGUCUGUGUCACAGAGUCACAGUAAAGGAACUCCCUCCAGUAACACCGAUGGAUGUGAUAAGUGUCCUGGAGUCGGACUUUAAGGACACUAAAAGAGACGACAAGACUGUCUCACAAGAGGAUCUUCUUUUCCUGAGCGAACUAAAUGAAGGCAUAAGGAAAAAUGACCAGGGACAUUAUGAGAUGCCUCUGCCCUUUAAGCAAAGGCUACACUUCCCUGACAACAGGAAACUCGCUGAAAUCAGGCUCAGUCAUCUACGACGGAAGUUCUACAGGGAUGAGAAAUAUAAAAGAGACUACACAACAUACAUGAAAGAAAUCAUUGAGAGAGGUGAUGUCGAGGAGGUAUGCGAAGAUGGAACUCCCGGUGAACGAUGGUACAUUCCCCAUCAUGGCAUCUACCACCCUAAAAAGCCUGAAAAACUGCGUGUCGUGUUCGACUGUUCUGCAAAGCACGCCGGCACAAGCCUCAACGAACACCUUCUUCCAGGGCCAGACAUGAUAAACAACCUAACGGGCGUCCUCAUACGGUUCAGACAGCAUCCCAUAGCUCUCAUGUGUGACAUAGAGAAAAUGUUUCACCAGUUCCAUGUCCAAGAGGAUGACCGCAACUACCUGCGUUUCCUGUGGUGGAAAGAUGGAGAUACAAACACACAACCUCAGGAAUACCGAAUGAAGGUACAUCUUUUCGGUGCUGUGUCAUCCCCUGGCUGUGCGAACUAUGGCCUGAAAUAUCUAGCCAAGGAAAACAGUCUUUCACAUCCAAUAGGAUCCCAGUUCAUCACCAGAGACUUUUAUGUGGAUGAUGGAGUCACAAGUACAGACACGGUGGAAAAGGCCAUUCAGUUGGCACACGAGGCAAGAGAGGUAUGUGCCAAAGGUGGUCUCCGUCUUCAUAAAUUUGUGUCAAACAACCAUGCUGUUCUACAGAGUAUACCCUCGUCAGAAUGUGCAAUAGACGCCAAGACAAAGGAUUUGACCUUCAACGUUAUACCGCUGGAGCGAGCACUAGGGAUUCACUGGAGCAUAGAGGGGGAUAGUUUCAGAUUCAACAACACCUUGAAAGACCAACCAGCGACACGUAGAGGCAUACUGUCUACUGUUGCCUCCAUAUAUGACCCCCUCGGCUUCCUUGCGCCUUAUGUUCUCAAAGGAAAGAGGAUCUUACAGGAAAUGUGUCACCAAGGUAUUGGUUGGGAUGACCCCCUACCAGAGAUGCUGAAGCCACGGUGGGAGAGCUGGCGUCACGACUUUGCCAACCUGCAGAAAGUAAACAUAGCUCGAUGUUAUGUACCUGCCAAUUUUGGAGAGGUCAUAGAUACAGAGUUGCAUCACUUUUCAGAUGCGAGCGCCAGUGGAUACGGACAAUGCUCUUAUCUGAGAGUCAGAAACCAAAGAGGAGAGAUUCGCUGUUCUCUUGUGAUAGGAAAGGCCCGUGUUUCUCCCACAAAGUUGACUACAAUACCAAGGCUUGAAUUAACUGCAGCAGUGGUUUCAGUCACCAUCAGCAAUAUGCUCAGAGAGGAACUUGGUUAUGCUGAUGGGAAAGAGUACUUCUGGACAGACUCAAAGGUAGUCUUAGGCUACAUAAAUAAUGAUGCACGGCGCUUUCACACCUUUGUCGCCAACCGGGUCCAGAAGAUCCGCCAUAGCACAAGUCCCCAGCAAUGGCUGUAUGUCCCCACAGAUAAGAAUCCAGCGGAUGGCGCAUCCCGGGGAAAAACUGUAAAUGAACUGCUCACAUCCAACUGGUUUACUGGUCCCAUGUUCCUCUGGGAAAAGGAAAUACCUGCACCUAGGGAUGUAAUACCGGACCUAAGCGUAGGAGAUCCAGAAAUCAAAAGGUCACAAACACUGCAAACAAAGACCACAGAACCAGUGAGUCUUGCCGACCGUAUGUCCAAGUUCUCAUCAUGGUCCCGAGCCACCAAGGCUGUGGCCCGCCUUCUGCGACGGGCUAAGAAAAUCAAAUCAUGUGUUCAUUCUACAGUGAGUGAACAGGAAAGUGCUAAACGUGUCAUAAUCCAAGACCUGCAAAGUCAAGCAUAUGAGAAGGAAAUCCAGCUGUUAAACAAAGGAAGUCAACUACCACAUUGCAACAAACUGCACCGCCUUGAUGUUUUUCUAGACACGGACGGUAUCCUCAAGGUUGGGGGAAGACUCCGCCACUCAUCCCUUGCUGACUCAUUCAAACACCUGAUUGUCAUCCCCAAAGAGCAUCAUGUGACAAAACUAAUAAUAGCUCACAACCACGAAAAGACAAAACAUCAGGGAAAAGGCUUCACCACAAAUGAAAUCAGAUCCAAUGGCUAUUGGAUCCCUGGUAUGAGCCGAGCAGUUGCUUCAUACAUUCGUCAGUGUGUGACUUGCCGUAAGCUCAGGAGACCCCCAGAGGGCCAAAGAAUGAGUGACCUACCUACAGAACGUGUAGAGCCCUCCCCACCAUUCACAUAUUGUGGUAUGGACUGUUUUGGUCCUUUUGUCACUACAGAGGGAAGAAAACAGCAUAAGCGAUAUGGCCUGCUCUUUACCUGCUUUUGCUCACGGGCCGUCCACAUCGAGAUGCUAGACGACAUGUCCACCGAUGCUUUCAUCAACGGCCUGCGAUGCUUCAUUGCUGUUCGAGGUGCAGUCCGUCAAAUCCAGUGCGACCAAGGCACUAACUUUGUUGGCGCAAAGAAUGAAUUCAAGGCAGCUCUGCAGGAGCUCGACACACAGAGGCUCUGUACAUUUCUGUCACAAAAGCAGUGUGACUUUGUCAUGAACGCACCCCACUCCAGUCAUGCAGGCGGCGUGUGGGAGCGCCAGAUAAAGACUGUCAGGAGUGUCCUGAACUCCACUCUAUCACUUUCUCAUGGCAGACUCAACGAUGCCUCAUUACGGACUCUACUUUAUGAAGCCAUGGCUAUAGUCAACAGCCGACCCCUCACCGUGGAUAACUUAAAUAGCCCUGACAGCCUGGAGCCACUCACCCCCAAUCAUCUGAUCAAUAUGAAAUCCAGCAUAGCACUGCCUCCCCCUGGCACAUUCCCCAGAGAGGACUUGUACGGAGCGAAAAGAUGGCGGCGUGUACAAUAUCUGGCAGAGCAGUUUUGGAGCCGCUGGAAACAGGAGUAUCUUCACAACAUCACCACAAGGCAACGAUGGCACAUGCCGAUGAGAAAUAUACAAGUGGGUGAUGUAGUGAUGGACAUUGAUGAACUGUUGCCCAGAAGUGAAUGGAGACUCGCAAGAGUCUUAAAAACUGUCAGUGGUAAAGAUGGACUUGUAAGGAGAGUGAAAAUCUCAGUAGGAGAUAAAAGACUGAACAAGAAGGGUGAACGCCUUGGUACACGUUCCAUAUUAGAGCGACCAGUGCAGAAGUUAGUUCUGUUGUUAGAGGCUUCUUAAGCCCAUGACUGUAAGCAAACAUUAUCAUUCCUAAUGUGAAAAUUAUUCAUAGUUCAUAUCAUUUAUUAUGAAACAUUCAUAAUUUUGGUGGGAGUGUAAAUAACCCAAUUUAUGUCUUAGCUCUAAAGAAAAGAUAGCCCUGUUGAACAUCAUUUUGUUACAAUAUGUCUUAUUACAUAUUUGAUCUGUUUGUAGUGCCUUAUUUCCUAUUUUGAUUAGAAGGGCUUUUAUUUUGAAGGCGGCAUUCUGGUACUCGCCCAGUUCCUGCUUCACGCAACAGUAAAGAUAAACAGUAAGAUGAAAGAACUAAGAAGGAAAAAUGCAAUGUUUUAGCACCCCCCGAAGAGGCACAAGCUCUUACGUUGGUUUUGGGAUUGUCAUUAAACCUAAAAUCAUCAGUUCAAGUGUCAGACCAUCUUUCGGUGGGGUAUGCUACA